This is a messenger RNA of Verticillium nonalfalfae, 939 nucleotides long. It is a transcript of the gene HAP2, whose product is annotated as Transcriptional activator. The transcript has a single exon. The coding region runs from base 1 to 939 and encodes 312 amino acids. Gene Ontology annotation, cellular component: CCAAT-binding factor complex. Lineage: Eukaryota; Fungi; Ascomycota; Sordariomycetes; Glomerellales; Plectosphaerellaceae. Gene Ontology annotation, biological process: regulation of transcription by RNA polymerase II. Gene Ontology annotation, molecular function: DNA-binding transcription factor activity, RNA polymerase II-specific; RNA polymerase II cis-regulatory region sequence-specific DNA binding. The record is from RefSeq and is a predicted model, not a curated record.
AUGGAGUACGCCCAAUACCCACAGCAGCCACAGAACGCGCAUCAGCAGGGACACGUUCAGCCGGGGUACCCUAAUCCGGCAGCCGGCAACAACAUUACCUCGCCGACAAACCACAACAUCCACCCUCAUGGUGUUCAGACCUCCCCCAUACUCUCCACGCAGCAGCAGCAGUCCGCCCAGGGCCAGAACCCCGCCAUGUUCCAGACACAAUACAACGUUCCGCACUAUGCGAUGCCUGGCAUCCAGGCCGCAGCUAUGGCUGCGACAGCCGCCGCAUCGGGACAGUCUAAUUAUCCCUACAUGUCCUCCGACCCAAACAUGCCCCAAACCUCGCCGAGGAUGGGUGGCCAAAAGAAGGAUCUUCGCGGGCCUAGGUCACCCCAGAUGAACAACCUCGCCGGCCAACGGCGUCUCAGCCAAGUCACAAGUCCCGGCAUGCCUAACCAGGCGCAAAACAUGAUGGGACACGUCGGACGCCCUGGAGUCGCCGCUCCGCAAUUGCCUCCAGCGUCCGCCAUGGCGCAUCCUCAGUCCCCCGAGCUCGCCGCUGGUGGUGUUGAGGAGUCACCGCUCUACGUCAACGCAAAGCAGUUCCACCGCAUCCUCAAGAGACGCGUUGCGCGACAGAAGCUCGAAGAGCAGCUCAGGCUGACGUCGAAAGGACGCAAGCCGUACCUCCACGAGUCGAGACACAACCAUGCCAUGCGCAGGCCUCGCGGUCCCGGUGGUCGUUUCUUGACCGCCGAUGAAGUCGCCGAGAUCGAACGCAACAAGGCUGGCGGUGGUGGUGCCCCCACUGGCGAUGCACCGGUCAAGGAAGAGCCUGCCAAAGCUGGUACGAAGCGCAAGUCAGAGGCCGCCGAUGCCGGCGCCAACAAAAAAGUCAAGGCACAGGCUGACAGUCCGGAAGAAGAGGAAGAGGAGGACGACGAGAGCUGA